CAGGCACUUAAAACCGAAGUGACAUAUAGAUAAAAUAAAAAAAAGAAGUGCGUGUAUACUUAGGUGAUGAUAUUACCUCGUUCGACCUGAUUAAUAUUAUUAAACUGACACAGAUUUUCACUGUAUACACGAUAUACAUGUAAGUACUAGACCAUCCGGCCCUUGCUAAUAACCAUACUCCAGAAGGAAGGAUUAUAUCUGUGAUUUCCUACGAUUGUCAACACGUAUUCAAGGUGGUAUUUUUCAUGUACCAUAAUUGAAGUAAACGUCUGCUAUUACAAUCGAUUCAGAUGGACUCGCACGAAUAACAUCUUUAAAGGAGACGUAUGAACCAAUAUAAUGGCUCUAUCACAUAUUGAUCCACGUAAUGCUAGACUACUAUUGUGAUUUACAACCAAGGUCAGGACAAGGCAAUACCAGGAGAAUACACAUACAGGUAUCCUUCACAAUAACGUUAGCAUCAUGAUUUAUGUAGGCCUAUGCUAUGGAUAUUAAUGUUGAUAACAACAUCCACGUAAUAUUAAAAUGAGCCCAUGUCACUUGGCAUGUUCAUGCUCAGGGAAAUAGUUUAGUUUGAACAAAUUCGCACCUCUUGGAAGAAAAUCUGUGAUACCGAGCUGCCAAUAGUAUAACCUGCAUUAUGGGUGAGAUGAUGAUAAGACGUGAACGUUAUGCGGACAGGGUGUUGUUGGUGAAUGACGACAUCGAUAUCAUGGAUAGGGGUGAUGCGACAACAACCAGCACGAUGCAAGACGAGAUGUGUGAAGUAGAUAGUGCUGGAACAUCCAAAGAAGCUGAAGAUUCAGACACUCGUUGGAAAUAUGCUAGGAAAUAUGUAAUUGGAAAAACGUUUGCUCUUGGAUUUACAUGGCUGCUUUGGGGUGGUUUUUCCAGCUUAGUAACAACAACUUUACCAGACAUAAGGAUGCGAGUAGACGUGGAUUAUGAAGAACUGUCUAGGGCAAUGGCAGCAGGAAGUAUAGGCGCCCUCUUUGGGCAUCCUGUUGGUGGAGUCGUUGCUGACAGAUGGGUUAGAGCUCGUGAUCUUCAUAUCAUAGUAUUCUGCAGUCUACAAGUGUUCACCGUUGCUAUUAGACCUUGGGUGCGCCAUCUAUGGGUACUUGGGGUACUCACCUUCUCAGAGGGUUUUUUCUCAGGAUUCUUUUCUAAUGGUAUGAACAACAUGUUUGAUAGAUUGUGGGGAGAACGCGUAGCGGGUCCUCGUCAUGCGAUGUCAACUGUUUGGACAGUUGGGGAACUUGUUGCUCCUUUACUCUGUCGGCCAUUUUACUUGAAAAGCGAGGGAGACAUUAUUCCAACAGAGGGACUCGCGAAUGCAUCUUCAGCAAUAACAAACUCAAGUGUAAUCGUCCAAGAUUGUUUACUAGGAACGCAAGACAAUAAUGUAACUAUUGUAAAUCACAAUUUAAGUCUGCCGGUGAUUAACACUAUGAAUGCAACCUUGACAAGUAUGAAUCUCACAAACUGUUCACUAUAUGCAGGCGUAAACAUGACAGGAAACAAUACAUCAAAUAACACGAUGGAUGAGGAAAUAUGGACAGCUAUAGAGUACCCAUACCUGAUAUUGACAGUGUUUACAAUUUUUCCCAUUAUUGCAGUAUGUGGGUUUUAUUACAAAGACAGGACAUCCGGUGAAAAGUAUUAUGCAAAAUCCGCGCAUCUGGACAACCACAAGCGUGGCCAUGAUGAAGAUAAGCCAGUACCAUUGCGUCAAAUAUUUUCCUUUAAACGUUGUGGUCAAGGAAGUAAUGCAUUCGGAGGUAUACUAUUCCUGCUCAUAUGUCUGUAUUACUUCACUUUAUGCUUCACAGCUACUCCAUUCGGAAAUUUUAUCAUGGCAUAUUCAGUUGACACACUUGGUUUCACUAAAUCAGAGGCUUCUCUACUGAUAAUGUCGCAAAAGAUAGCCGGCUCAUACAAAGGAGAAAAAUUUAAGAAUAAUCUAGAACCUGUUGAACUUGAUGAACUUGUAGAAAAUGAUGAAGUGCCGUUAUUGUCAGAGGGUACGGAAGAAAAUGAGGAUGUACUACAGUAACAAUAUUUUGAUAAAACCUUAAUUUUUGGUAAAAACUAAAUCCAACACAUGUGAAAUAUGAAGCGUUUAAUCUGUUUCCCAGGAUUUAAACCACAUUUCAAAAUAAAAUUCUUAUUUCUUAUGUGUGUAUCAUCCGAGAAACCUGCGAUAAAUUCAUUGGACACUAUGGUGCUAUUUUCAAAUUUUAUUUUGUGAUUUCCGAACUGCAAUUCACGAAAAGAAAACUAAAAGGGAAAAUAUGUUAUUUUCCAAAGUAAAGCAUUUGGUCGAAAAUAUAUGCCAAAUGAAUAUUUAAACUCACAAAAAUAUUUAUUCUUUGAUGUAUUUUAUUUGUCACAUCUCAAUCUAAAUGAUGAGCUGUUAUGAUUGGUCAGAUCACGUCACAUGAUCAGUUGAUAUAUCAAUUUAUCACAUCUCAAAAUAGAAUUAUGGACUCUGGUUGUUUAGAUCACGUAACAUGAUCAGUUGAUAAUUGAAUAUAACACAUUGAAAAUCCCGGAUUUGCUAUGUGAUAUUGUUGAAAUUAAUUCCUGGAUGGACUACGUGAUAAUGUUAAAGAACCCGGAUGGGCUAUAUGAUAUUUCAUCUCAAUAGGCAAUAAUGGCAUUGGAGACAAUGUUGCUCAACUGGUAGCACGUAUUUGUCGACAUAAAUAUUAUGUAAUUUCAUUAUCAAGACAGUUAUGAAUUGUUUUGUAUUUAAAAUAUGUCAUGUUUUAUCAAUAAAAAAAACUAUUCAGAUGUUCACGAAAUAAUCACUCUGUAUUUCAAAUAUGUUAAGUGCUGUGAUAAUAUAUUUUAUGUGAUAAACAGAUUAUUUUUUUCGGAGAAUACUUUUUUACAUUUUUAAAUCAAAAUGUUUUAAAGAACUGAGAGAUAUAUUUAUUUCUGAAGAUUGGUACAAUCAU
Molecule: messenger RNA, 2963 nt
Organism: Owenia fusiformis
Lineage: Eukaryota; Metazoa; Annelida; Polychaeta; Sabellida; Oweniidae
Source: the annotation of a GenBank genome assembly